AUGGCUGCGUCUGCUGGCGCGUACGUGUGCCCGGAUCACAAGACUUGCGUGCCGUCUGCUGCCGAGUUUACCUCCUGCCCGGGCGUCAAGGGCACCCACUGGGAUGUGAGCCUGUCGGUGGCAGAGCGCGUGGCGUAUGUGGUCAAUCGGACGACGGUCAAGGAGCAGGCGGCGCAGCUGUGGAACUGGGCGCCGGCGCUGUACGAUCCGCCCAUGCCGGCCUUCAACUGGCUGGACGAUGACGAGCACGGCGUGAAGCAGCAUCACGCUACUUCCUUCCCCAACGGCGGCUCGCUCGGCUCGACCUGGUCACCGGCAACGCUCGCGGCCGUCGGCAACGCGGUCGCCACCGAGGCUCGUGGCCUGCUCAACGGCUUUGUCCGUAGCGGCAACCGCGGCAUGUACGAAAACGGCGUGGGCAUCACGCUCUAUGCGCCGAACAUGAACCUCGUCCGCGAUCCGCGGUGGGGCCGCGCCCAGGAAGUGUAUUCGGAGGAUCCGGAGCUCUCGUCGGCGCUGGUCACCGCCUUUGUGGAGGGCAUCCAGGCACGGCACGCCAACGGAUCGAUGCUCGCCGCAGCGUGCUGCAAGCACUACGCCUUUUACGAUCUGGAAAACGAGCCGGUCACCCGCUUUGUCUUUGACGCCCGCGUCAACGCCGCCAACACCUGGGAGACCUACCUCGCGGUCUUCCGCCACUGCAUUGUGACUGCCAAGGGUGCCUCGGUCAUGGCCUCGUACAACGCGGUCAACGGUGUGCCGACCGCCGCCGAUCCAAACCUGCUCAACGGCGUCCUCCGCGACCGCUGGGGCUUUGAGGGCUUUGUCGUCGGCGACUACGACGCCGCCGCCAACAUUGUCAACACCCACCACUACUGCCCCGACUACGAGUGUGCCGCGGCUGCGGCCUGGAACGCCGGCCUCGACCAGGAGGGCGGCGGCGUCGACGUCAUCUCGGCCAUUCCCGACGCCGUCGCCGCCGGCAAGCUCUCGGCAUCGACCGUCGCCGCCUCAUUUGGCCGCCUGCUGCGGACCCGGAUCCUGCUCGGCCUGUUUGACCCGCCGACAUACUCGGCGUACAACGCCAUCGACAACUCGACCAAGUACGUCGAGUCGCCCGCCCACAAGCAGCUCGCCUUUACCGCCGCCGUCCAGGGCACGUGCUUGUACAAGAACGCGCGGAACGCUCUCCCGCUCGACGCCUCCACCGUCCAGCUCGCCGUCAUCGGCCCGCAGGCCGCCGAGCAGGCGCUGCUGCAGGGCAACUACGCAGUCGCCCCUGACGCAGGCGUAGUGACCCUUCUCGAGGGCCUCGGCGCGUACGUGUCGGGCCAGAACGAGUCGCGGAGCUGCGCUUUUGAGGCCGACACCGACUACUACCUCGCCGGACAGGCCGGCGUGGCGGCCUCGUCGCCGGCGGUCUGCUGCUCCAUGUGCUCGUGGAACCCCGAGUGCGCGGUGUGGACUUGGUACGAGUCGCAGUGCUACCUCAAGCCGGCUGGCCUCAAGCCAACCCACUCGCCUGGGCGGGUCUCAGGCAAGCCGGUGCCCUCGGGCUCGCCCCGUGUCACCUUUGCGCCGGGCUGCAACGCUGUCGGCUGCUCCGAUGAGUCUGGCUUUGCCGCUGCCGGCACGCUGGCUGCCGCCGCCGACGCCGUCAUCGUCGUCCUCGGCCUCAACCAGACCUUUGAGCGUGAGACCCACGACCGGACAACCAUCGACUUUCCGCAGGGCCAGUACGACCUCGUCUCGUACCUGCGGUCGGUCACGACCGCGCCGCUCAUCGGCGUCCUCGUCCACGGCGGCACGCUCGCCUUCCACGACAUGGUCGACAACCUCGAUGCUAUCGUCGACGUGUGGUAUCCUGGCGAGGAGGGUGGCAACGCGCUGGCGGCGGUCGUCUUUGGUGCAGCCAACCCGGCCGGCCGUACGCCGGUCACCUACUACGCCGGCGACUGGCAGCUCCCGCAGCCGGGCAACAUGGACCUGUUCUCGGGCCUCGGCACCACCUACCGCUACUUUGUCGGCGAGCCGGUCUUCCCCUUUGGCCACGGCCUCUCGUACACUACCUUUGCGUACUCGGACCUGCGGCUGCCGACGGCGGCCAUCGCGCCGUGCGCCGGCUUUACCGCCACCGUCCGGGUGACCAACACCGGUAAGCGCGACGGCGACGAGGUUGUCCAGCUCUACGUCUCGCUCCCGGACGCCACCGUUCCCACCGCCCACAUCCGCCUCGCCGCCUUUGCCCGCGUCGGCAUCGCCGCCGGCGCCUCGGUCGACGUCGCCCUCGACGUCUCGGCCGAGCGACUCUCGGUCGUUUACAACGGCACCGCCACCUCGGGCCCGGGGCUCUGGCAGCCGACGCUUGCCGUCGAAGCCGGCGCCGUUCACGUGGGCGUCGGCGGUGGCCAGCCGCAUUUUUACCACGGCGCCCUCGAGGGCGUCGUCACCGUCGCCUCUUCCUCGACCGCCUGCAACUUUGGCGCGUAG
This is a messenger RNA of Thecamonas trahens ATCC 50062, 2490 nucleotides long. RefSeq names its product glycoside hydrolase family 3 domain-containing protein. The record is from RefSeq and is a predicted model, not a curated record. Gene Ontology annotation, biological process: xylan catabolic process; arabinan catabolic process; proteolysis. Lineage: Eukaryota; Apusomonadida; Apusomonadidae. Gene Ontology annotation, cellular component: extracellular region; plant-type cell wall. The transcript has 2 exons. Gene Ontology annotation, molecular function: xylan 1,4-beta-xylosidase activity; alpha-L-arabinofuranosidase activity; protein binding. The coding region runs from base 1 to 2490 and encodes 829 amino acids.